AUGGACACCGAAGUCAAGCUAUUCAACUCGUCGACCGAGCGCGAGCGGUACGAGAACCUGGCGGACCUCUACGCCAUCAUUGUGUCGCUGGAGAACCUCGAGCGGUCGUUCAUUCGCGACUCGGUCACACAAUCCGAAUACACAACCGAAUGCUCCAAGCUCCUGUCGCAGUACAAGACGGUGUCGCAGAUAGUGAACAAGCCGGACCUGAAGGAGUUUGCGCACACAUACAAGCUCAGCUGCGCGGCGGCAUUGCACCGGCUCGACGUCGGCGUGCCCAGCACGAUCGAGCACGAGACGGUCGAUGUGUCGGGCAACAACGUCAAGCACGUGGCCAAGAUCGUGCAGGACUUUAUCACGGUGCUGGAUGCGCUGAACCUGAACAUGCUGGCAGUCGACAAGCUGCACCCGCUGCUGACCGACCUGGUGAAGGACCUGAACAGCGCGUCGUUCCUGCCGGCGGACUACAAAUGGCGCAGCACGCUCAAGGACUGGCUGAUUACGCUGAACAAGAUGAAGGCGAGCGAUGAGCUGGACGCUGACCAGUCGCGCCAGCUGAUAUUUGAUCUGGAAAAGGCAUACGCCGAUUUCCACAAAGCACUGGACUCGAAGGAAUAG
Messenger RNA from Linderina pennispora, 618 nucleotides. RefSeq names its product putative vacuolar protein sorting-associated protein VPS28. Gene Ontology annotation, biological process: protein transport to vacuole involved in ubiquitin-dependent protein catabolic process via the multivesicular body sorting pathway. Lineage: Eukaryota; Fungi; Kickxellomycota; Kickxellomycetes; Kickxellales; Kickxellaceae. Gene Ontology annotation, cellular component: ESCRT I complex. Gene Ontology annotation, molecular function: protein-containing complex binding. The transcript has a single exon. The coding region runs from base 1 to 618 and encodes 205 amino acids. The record is from RefSeq and is a predicted model, not a curated record.